CCACGGUAAUCCAAUCCAUCCCCAUAUUUCACGGCGAGAUAUCAUGCAUGCAUGCAUCGAUUGAUCGAUUUGAAAACGAAACAUGUCCUUUGUUGCAGCCACGAUCCAUCCCCACAUUUCAUGGCAAGGACUGCCGUCGGCAUCUCACCUUCUCCUUCUCUCAAAUCUCCUUCUCCACCGCAUUCCAAUCUAAUCUAAUCAGUAAUCACCCUGUCAAAUUUUCGUCUUUCCCCCAAUCUUCCAUCAAAUCUGCAUUUUCUUCGUUUUCCCCGAAAUUGGUAAGCAAAAAGUAGUCUUUUAGGUUCCUUCAAGACGUCUUCCGCCAUGCCCGUUUCGGAAAGAUUUGUGCUUGCCACUCUUCUGCUCCUUUUCCUGCUUCAACCUCUUGUACUAUCUUCCGCAUCCGUAAUCGACGACGCGGAAGACGACCUCGAGGGGCUUGAGGAGCUCCUGGCGAUCGAUCUGGAGGAAGAACAGGAGAAGGGCGCCGGCGGCGGCACACUGAACAAGCUGUCUGAGGCCGAAAUUCUGCGCCGCGCUCAAAAGAUCGUUGUAGAGCUCGGCAAUGAAAACGCCGAGAAGGUGGUUCGCUCCAGCGCGGCCGUGCUGCUGCUUGGUUAUACCCCUUGGUGCCCCAGGAGCGCCGAGCUGAUGCCAAAGUUUGUAGAGGCCGCGACCGUGCUUAGGGAGAUGGGAAGCAAUCUCGUUGUGGCGAAGCUCGACGCGGAGAGGCACGAGAAGGCUGCGAACCUUCUUGGAAUCAAGGGAUUUCCGACCAUACUCCUCUUCAUCGAUGGGUCGCCGCUGACUUAUAAGGGUGGAUUUACCAAGGAGGAGAUAUUGAUUUGGGUGAGAAAGAAGACUGGUGCUCCUGUUAUUAGAUUAUCCUCUUUAGAUGCAGCUGAGGACUUCUUAAGACAACAUCAGACUUUUAUCAUCGGUCACUUUGAAAAUUAUGAAGGAUCAGAAUAUGAUGAAUUUGUAAAAGCAGCGGCUACAGAUAAUGAAAUUCAGUUUGUCGAAACCAUUGACAACUCCAUAGCUAUGCUUCUGUUCCCAGAUGUUAGAUUGGAUAAAAGAUUCUUAGGACUUGUGAAAAGUGAACCUGAAAGAUUUGAGAAAUUUGAUGACAAUUUUGAGGAGCAUAAGAUCUUGCAGUUCAUAGAAUACAAUAAAUUUCCUUUAGUUACUGAAUUGACUGAACAAAAUUCUGUUAGAGUAUACUCCAGUACCAUUAAACUCCAGGUUUUUAUUUUUGCAACUCCUGAUGAUUUUGAAGGUCUUCGCCCACUGAUUCUAGAUGUUGCAAAAUCUUAUAAGGGAAAUAUAAUGUUUAUACAUUUAGACAAUACACAAGACGACCUGGCAAAACCAUUUAUGAGUCUAUAUGGACUUGAAUCUGUUGAGCCUAUUGUAACUGCAUUUGAUAAUAGGAUUGGUUCCAAGUACUUGCUGGAAGCAGAUCUUGCGCGGGACAAUUUGGAAGAGUUCUGUAGUGGACUUCUUCACGGUACUUUGCGACCAUACUUCAAGUCAGAACCAAUUCCAAAUGAAAAGGGGAUGAUUGAGAAAGUUGUCGGUAAGACGUUCAGUGCUUCUGUCUUGGAAAGUGCAGAAAGUGUUUUUUUAGAGGUCUACACACCCUGGUGCAUUGAUUGCGACGCUACUAGCAAGCAAGUACAGAAAUUAGCCAAGCACUUUAAAGGGAUGGAGAAUUUGAAAUUUGCCAGAAUAGAUGCUUCUUCAAAUGAACACCCGAAGCUGGAGAUAAACAACUACCCAACGCUUCUACUCUAUCCAGCCGGGGACAAGUCGAAUCCAAUCAAAGUUUCCAAGAAGUCAAGCUUGAAGGAUUUGGUUACCUUCAUAAAAAUGAAUGUUAAAGCAGAUGAAGACAGAGGAAUCCUGGACAAGAAUGGGGAUAAGAAACAGGAAUUGUGAUCAACAAAAUGUUACAUGCAGAUUCUUAUGAUUUUGUAGUGUUGUGAUUUUUUUUUCCUUCUCCAGAUGAGUUUUACAAAAUUGCAAACGAAGCUCUAGUUUUUAAAUUCUCAUCGGAAAGUUAUAACUAAAUGCAUACAGUUCUGUAUCAUUGCAAAAACAUGACACUGUGUUUUAACUUGCAGUUCCUGCACCUAAGCCUGUAGAUUGUGUUUCUAUA
This is a messenger RNA of Zingiber officinale, 2161 nucleotides long. RefSeq names its product protein disulfide isomerase-like 1-5. Gene Ontology annotation, biological process: response to endoplasmic reticulum stress; protein folding. The transcript has 12 exons. Gene Ontology annotation, cellular component: endoplasmic reticulum. Lineage: Eukaryota; Viridiplantae; Streptophyta; Magnoliopsida; Zingiberales; Zingiberaceae. Gene Ontology annotation, molecular function: protein disulfide isomerase activity. Bases 325 to 1941 code for a protein of 538 amino acids. The record is from RefSeq and is a predicted model, not a curated record.